Neolamprologus brichardi is the source of this 1460-nucleotide messenger RNA. It is a transcript of the gene shisa8b, whose product is annotated as shisa family member 8b. NCBI's taxonomy places the organism in Eukaryota, Metazoa, Chordata, Actinopteri, Cichliformes, Cichlidae. Gene Ontology annotation, biological process: regulation of AMPA receptor activity; regulation of short-term neuronal synaptic plasticity. Gene Ontology annotation, cellular component: postsynaptic density; dendritic spine membrane; postsynaptic membrane. The record is from RefSeq and is a predicted model, not a curated record.
CUCCAGGAAACAUGGCAGCGACCAACCCUUUCUCCUGCCCCUUUUUUCUCUCCUUCCUCUUUUUAUUCUCUGUUAUCCGGCCAGCCUUCACCCAGGGUCCAUCAGUUACAGCUGUGGGAGUAUCUGAGGAUUCACCUACCACACUGACUAACCAGACAACUACCAGCUAUACAGAGACCACCCAAAACACUCCUCCAGAGACAGGACUUUCCACUCCCAACAGUGGUGGAGAUACAGAUGAUGAGGAUCUCCCUCCUGUUGGUGGGACACGUUGCCAGGGUUACUAUGAUGUCAUGGGUCAGUGGGACCCACCUUUCAACUGUAACGCCGGUGUCUUCCUGUACUGCUGCGGUACCUGCUUCUACCGUUUCUGCUGCCAGUUCCGUCAGCAGAGCUUGGACCAGAGCAUCUGCUCCAACUAUGACACUCCCAUCUGGGCAAACACUGGCAAACCAGUCGCCACCAUUACUGAGGGACAGGGAGACCUGGACCGGGACCGCACGCAACUUAUCGUGUACAUCAUCUGUGGGGUGGUGGCCAUCAUGGUACUGGUGGGCAUCUUUACUAAACUGGGCCUGGAGAAGAGCCGUGGGGGAAGCGGAGGAGGAGUAGGAGGGGCAGCACAGGCCGACCUCAACUCCAGGACGCUGACAGACCUGCUGAAACAGCAGGGGAAUGAGGUGAGCUCGGUGGAAAAUGCCACGGCCAGUCCGCCCAGUGCAGGGAGAGUCAACGGCGUCUCAGCCAGGAUGCUGCGCAGCAGGAGUGAACAGUACCAGCUGAAUAACUCUGCUUAUGGACCAUUUGGACAAGGGCUUCCACAGCCUCACAGCAACCACAGCACAGUGGGACUGAACAAAUACACCUCCCUGAAAGCUGUGGCUGAAACUGCAUCUCGGAGCUACUACAAGAGCUUCCCUCUCAUGGAUUUCUCCCAAUACCAGCCUGUAGCCCCGCCUGCCUUCCAGCCUGUGCCCAUUCCACCUAAAGAGAAGUCAUACAUCCAUCACCAACCCCUGCCAGCACACCACGACAUCCACUCCCCUCUUUCAAUCUCCAUCCCCCCCAGCCACCUCGAACAAUCACGCCUCUCUAAGACAACCACACACCCGUUUCUCUCCAACUCGGCCUUCAAAGCAUGGGAGCCAAACGCCCGGCAUGUCCACAGGCAGACCUCCGCCCCAGCGCAUACUUCCACCUCUCUGCACAGCUCCACCCGGAGACACAACUACUCAACCCGGAGGCAGCAGAGCACAGAGAAUGUCCCAGAUCUCUAUACUCAACCCUAUGGAGGGAUGUAUGGAGGAACUGGAGGGGGAGCAGGACAGGGGCCACAUGUCCAGGGGCCACAUGUCCAGGGGCCACAUGUCCAGGGGCAACAUCCAUCUCAACCCACUUAUUACCACCACACCAGACAGAAGAGCUACUCCACCCACAGUGCAAAUGAGGUGACUGUCUAA